Phasianus colchicus (ring-necked pheasant) is the source of this 2679-nucleotide messenger RNA. It is a transcript of the gene THNSL1, whose product is annotated as threonine synthase like 1. NCBI's taxonomy places the organism in Eukaryota, Metazoa, Chordata, Aves, Galliformes, Phasianidae. Gene Ontology annotation, cellular component: cytoplasm. Gene Ontology annotation, biological process: amino acid metabolic process. Gene Ontology annotation, molecular function: pyridoxal phosphate binding. The record is from RefSeq and is a predicted model, not a curated record.
GGGCGGGCGGCCGCGCGUGCGCAGUGCGGGCGGUGGAGGCGAGGCUGUGGGGUGCGCGCGGUACCUGAGGGCCCCGCCCCGCCUCGCCGAUCUCACACGCUCGGAAACGAGCUCGACCCCUUCCUGCAGAUGAGCGAGGCUCCUAAAGAUACUUGAGUGCACACUGAUGUUCUGGAAAGCUUUAGCGGGUGUCUGGCUGCCGCAGAGUGGGAAUCCCCAUGGCAGCUCACAUCUGUCCCCAGAACAUUCCCGCUUCUUUCGCUGUACGGGUUUGUCAGCGCUGCGGCUGCUGGUGUAGUCUGAGCUCUUCACAAAUCGCUUGCUCUGUCAUUCCAUCAGAAGAGAGCUGGAUGCAACUCUUCCAUCCUUGCUGUUGCACAAGUCUGUGAGGUUUUUGUUGUAUGUAGCAGUUCAGUGGGCUGACAAGGUGGCUUGAAAAAAAAAAACACAAAAACCAGCAGCAGAAGAUGUUUCACACUGUUCAGUAUCGACCUUUGAGACUGAUAACCCAAAACAGUCUUUCUAACAUUUGUUUAAAACUGAUGUUUUCAAGACUGAUAACAUUUGAACGGAUAUCAAAGUCAUGGUUCUCAAGCCAUUCUCUUGUUGGAAACAAAAAUAUUAUCCUGAUGGGACCUCCGGGUGCUGGGAAAACAACAGUUGGGAGAAUAGUAGGUCAGAAACUAGAUUGCCCUGCCAUAGAUAUAGAUGAUGAUGUCCUUGAAAGAACCUGGAAUAUGAGUGUGGCAGAAAAACUGCAGGAUGUUGGUAAUGAGCAAUUUUUAGAGGAGGAAGGAAAAGCCCUUUUGAAGUUUUCAGCAUCUGGAAGUGUCAUUUCCCUUACUGGGUCCAAUCCAAUGCACACUGCUGGUAUGCAGCAUGUGAAAAGAAAUGGAAUAGUUGUGUAUCUAGAUGUGCCCACAAUGGUCAUUAUGAGUCGGCUGAAGUCGAUGAAAGUGGAUCGCAUUGUGGGCCAGGGUCCUGCUACUUCUCUUAAGGACAUACUUCAGUUUAGGAAGCAAUUCUACAAAAGGUGGUACGAUGUUCGUGUUCUUUGUGGGGGCAAUAUGGCAGCAGAGGUUGUAGCAGAAAAGGUGCUUGAUGCUGUGAAGAGAUACCAAAACUCAGAAGUGGAAACUUAUGUUUCAACUAGGAGUUCACAAAAAAACUCUCACAAGUAUUUCAGUGAUGUUGUUAUUGAAGGCUUAGCCUCAGAUGGAGGACUCUUUGUCCCUGAGAGAGGACUUCCAGAGUUGACUGCUGAAGAAUGGCAAACUCUAAUUGGAGCAACUUAUGCUGAAAGAGCCCAGGUGAUACUAGAGAGAUGCAUACAUCCUGCUGACAUUCCUGCUUCUAAACUGAGAGAAAUUGUUGGAACUGCAUACGGAGAAAACUUUACUUGUUCUAAAAUUGCCCCAGUUAGACAUUUGACAGGCAAUCAGUUUCUCCUUGAGUUAUUUCAUGGACCAACAGCUUCAUUUAAAGAUUUUGCAUUACAGAUAAUGCCCCAUAUAUUUGCAUACUGCAUUCCCAGGAGCUGCAAUUACUUGGUUCUGGUAGCUACUUCUGGUGACACAGGGAGCGCUGUCUUAGAUGGCUUUAGUCGUCUCCAUGACACUGACAAACAGAGAAUUGCUGUGAUGAGUUUUUUUCCUGAGGAUGGAGUAAGCCCAAUUCAAAAAUCACAGAUGAUUGGUUGUCAGAAAGAGAAUGCCUGGUCAGUAGGUGUCAAAUCUGAUUUUGAUUUUUGCCAGACCGCUAUGAAGAAAAUCUUUACCAACUCGGAUUAUACUGGCUAUCUUACAGUAGAGUAUGGCACUGCUUUAGCAGCAGCAAACUCCAUAAACUGGGCACGACUGCUUCCUCAGGUAGUUUAUCAUGCCUCUGCAUACCUUGAUCUUGUUCAUCAAGGUAUUAUUACAUUUGGAGACCCUGUAGAUGUUUGCAUUCCUACAGGGAAUUUUGGCAACAUAUUAGCUGCCCUGUAUGCCAAAAUGAUGGGAAUCCCUAUUAGAAAAUGCAUUUGUGCUUCCAAUGAAAACAAUGUCUUGACAGAUUUUAUAAGAACAGGUAUUUAUGAUUUGAGGGGAAGAAAAUUAGUUCCAACUUUUUCACCAGCAGUAGAUAUUUUGAAGUCCUCCAAUCUUGAGCGAUACUUGCACCUGAUUGCUGAUGGUGAUGGACAGCUGGUGAUGCAGUUAUAUAACCAGCUGGAAAAUCAGGGCCACUUUCGGCUGCAGAAAGACCUACUUGAAAAGCUUCAGCGGGACUUGGUGGCUGGGUGGUGCUCUGAGGAGGACUGCCUCGCUGCCAUUCACUCUGUCUACAGCACUACAGGAUAUAUUCUGGAUACACACACAGCUGUUGCUAAAGUAGUUGCAGAUCGAUUACAAGAUAAAACUUGUCCAAUUAUUAUUUCAUCUACAGCUCAUUAUUCUAAGUUUGCACCUGCUAUCUUGAGGGCCUUGAGGAUUACAGAAAUAAAACAAAACCCAUUAAGUCAGCUUCACUUGCUGAGUUCUUACAGCCCUCUGCCUCCAGUCCACUGGGGCCUAUUAGCGACACUGAAGAAGAAUGAGAAUGAGGGUCACCGGGUCUGUGCUGCUGAUUUAAGUAUGUUGAUGUCUUGUAUAGAAACCUUAAUUCAAAAUCAUUUUAUGAAAGUUUUCUGAGCAACCA